CCAGGGGCCCGGGGUCAGUAGGGGGCCCCAUGAGAUGCUCCUGGUACCUUUUUCAUAGGCUUUUUUGAGUUUGGGCAAGGACACAGGGGCCCUAUGAUCCCCUAUAUUGCCCCGGGGGCCCAUGAGUUGUCACUCCGCCCCUGGGUGCAACCACUGUUUACAUACCGACACAUGGUCAACGCUUGCGUGCACAGGGGGGCAAGGGUGCUUUUUUUUUUUUUUAAUGCCCCUGGUACCUUUUUCAUAUGCUUUUUUGAGUUUGGGCAAGGACACAGGGGCCCCAUAAUCCCCUAUUGCCCGGGGGCCCCA
Molecule: messenger RNA, 309 nt
Organism: Staurois parvus
Lineage: Eukaryota; Metazoa; Chordata; Amphibia; Anura; Ranidae
Source: the annotation of a GenBank genome assembly